UAACUACGAAUCCCAUCAUGCAUCUGAAUUUGCCAAAAUGGCGACGACCACGAACCAGCAAGGUCACCAAAGUGACGUGGGUGUUUUUGCCUCCGAAGUUGACGAAAUGAAGGAAAGAAUCACCGAUAAACUGCAGCGUCGACAGGAUGAGAGGGUAGCCAAACUCGAGGAAAUAAAAACUCAGCGAGAAUCAGCCACUGGGAAGCAGGAGAAUGCCGAUUAUUUCAGGAGUAACUUCACGAAGGAGAAGGCCGCCAUUGAAAAUCGCCUGGCCGCGGUCAGUAAUAACGUUGACAAGUCGGCACUUACUGACUUAUUUGACGAGCUCGUCACUGAUGUCCAGAAGCUGCUGAAGUUUGUCACCGAGUCAACGCUUUCCCUGACCUCCUACCAGAUUCGUAAAUUCCAGGAUGAGGUUUACAGUCUUUAUGCUGACGUUGAAGCGAAACGAAAUGAACUCAUCCCAAAGAAGAAGUUUGCCUUCAAGGGCAGACAGAAAAAGUCAGACAAACCAAAACAAGUUGACAAACCCAAAGCUGUUGUGGAAGAGGUGGAUGGUCCAGCAAAGAUCCCCAAAGACUUGCUGAAAUUUCAGUGUGGUUUUGUUGACCUGUCUGAUUCUGACAUGACACUAAAAUCUGAUGAGAUUCAAGCCAAAGAUGUUGGGCUGACCAGCCUCAAUUCAUGCACCGUGAAGCUGUUUGGAUCACCAAAUGCCAUACACAUGAAUAAUCUGAAAAACUGUAAGGUGUUUUCAGGUCCCGUGCCCGGCUCCAUAUUUGUUGAUAAUUGCCAAGACUGCACCAUUGUAGUGUCUUGUCAGCAACUACGCGUACACCACACCACUGCGACCCAAUUCUAUCUUCACGUCACUAGCCGUGCGAUUAUUGAGGACACGUCUGGUGUUGGCUUUGCCCCAUACAACUGGAGCUACGAGGGUCAGGAAGAAGACUUCCAGACAAGUCAGCUUGAUCGUAGCCGUAACAGCUGGGAUGACGUGGAUGACUUCAACUGGCUAGCCAGCGAUAAAGCCUCGCCUAAUUGGAGCAUCAUACCCCCUGAAAAACGAGUUGCUUCUUGGUAGUUAAAUUGAAAAUCUAACAAAUUGCCAAAAAUGGAAAAUUGUCUUAAUUGUUUAAAUUAACCCUAACUCCUUCAGUCCUUCUGAUUUGAGGCGUGCGAUCACACACCAACACCAUUGCACACCUAAAAGCUUCCCGAGAAGUGUGAAUAAUUACACGCCUGAAUUUCCCUGGACCACAGAUCACACACCUAGAAAAGUAGAAGACCACACACCUAGAAAAAACACACACCUAGAAAAAUCCAGGUGUGCCUUUUUCCACACGCCUGUGAUUUUCAAAUCAGAAGGACUGCUUCUUAGGCCAAAAAAUAAAUAGUUCUGCUUCUGGUUACCUACCUACUCUGACAGCCCUGCCUAUCCUAAUUUUUUUAUGGGAAAAA
Messenger RNA from Patiria miniata (bat star), 1461 nucleotides. It is a transcript of the gene tbcc, whose product is annotated as tubulin-specific chaperone C-like. The record is from RefSeq and is a predicted model, not a curated record. Gene Ontology annotation, biological process: tubulin complex assembly; post-chaperonin tubulin folding pathway. Bases 38 to 1084 code for a protein of 348 amino acids. NCBI's taxonomy places the organism in Eukaryota, Metazoa, Echinodermata, Asteroidea, Valvatida, Asterinidae. Gene Ontology annotation, molecular function: tubulin binding. Gene Ontology annotation, cellular component: cytoplasm. The transcript has a single exon.